CCUUGGGCUCUUCAAAGCUACUUUAAUCAGUUGUUUUGUUUUUCUUUGUAUAUUUGUUAACACAUCAAUCUAGAUUUCUGUCUCGGUUCUUUUGUGUCUCGCAAUAUGAAGAUGUGACACGUUUGUGCUGUCGCCGCAAAUAAGAUGCCAUCGUCCCGACCUCAAUACAACGAAAUCACGCCAAAGCCGAGCAGCACGGUGCGUCCACAAUGGAAAAUGCUGCAGAUAUUCGUCUAUGCAACGACUGCGAUAUCCGGAUAUGCCUGCGCGAUCAUCUUCGGCUACUGGCUGCAGGGUCUUCAGGGCCAGUGUCCACUUUACGCGGAAAUAAAAUUUCGACCAUUUGACAACAAAAGCAGCGUCGCAAAGUUUGAAAUUGAUUUCACGACCAGCAAGUGGGGCAGAGACGCCCUUUGCUCUUUUUGCCAGUUCGUGCCCCUCCUGACUGCCGUUUAUGCUCUUAUUUGGGGUGGAUCUUUUGCUUUUUGUGGAAGAGGAGGCAAAUCCUCAGAUGGAGUUGAACCAUGGAAGCUGGUUUUUGCGGCGUUUGCUUUCAACAUAGUCUUCAUGCCAAUCGCAAUGACCGCAGCGGCGUUGACCUCCUCAGGACUGAAAGAAACCUGCAACCUUUUGUCCACGUAUUUGGAAGAACUGGGACAACCUAAGCUUGCAAGAGAAGUUUGCACUGGGAAGGUGGAUCCGGGCUUCAAGGUACCACAAACAUCUAGCUUGGAUACAUUAGAGACUUUUGCUUGGAUAAGUGCUGGUGGUUGGGGACUGGCUGCCCUCCUCCUAUUUAUUCGCUAUCUGUGCCUUGCAGACUUUGACCUGAUGCCAGCUUCAGACGUGAAGCAAACUGCAGUUCCUAGACCCAGCACGUCUUCUGAGGAUAAAACAAUAACUGUAGAUUGCUAAGGACCUGAAAUCUCUUCUGAAGUCUGAUGACCUGUGUUUGAGUAUACGUAAUGCUAAGUAAGCAGUUUCAAAAUAAAUCUUAGUUCCUUCUGUUGUUACCUGUCAGCUUUACUAGAGUGUUGUGUAACUUUCUUUUGAGUGGGGAAAUUGCUCCAAAUGAUCGCAAUUAUCACGUCGUUCUAAUUUUUGUCUUACAGUUUUAUAUCACAGGUUUGUGAUAAGGAUCAAAUUAGCUUUAAGUUAAUUUCGCCUAUUUGCGGCAGGCAUUUGAAUUUCAUCUAAUUUUAAGAGUGAAAUGGUUUGAGUGUGCAAGCUUCUCUCAAUUAAUCUAAAAAGCGUGACCUUUAAAGAAGUCUGACUGAUUCUUGCAAUUCCUUUUUUAUUCUAUAUCUCUAUGACUUGCAAUAAGUUAAUUGUGUCGCAAAAUAAACUGAACAAGUUAAUAUUGAAACGAAAA
Molecule: messenger RNA, 1372 nt
Organism: Cloeon dipterum
Lineage: Eukaryota; Metazoa; Arthropoda; Insecta; Ephemeroptera; Baetidae
Exons: 5
Coding region: 145-915 (256 amino acids)
Source: RefSeq, a predicted model, not a curated record